Messenger RNA from Copidosoma floridanum, 1597 nucleotides. RefSeq names its product kelch domain-containing protein 4. Lineage: Eukaryota; Metazoa; Arthropoda; Insecta; Hymenoptera; Encyrtidae. The record is from RefSeq and is a predicted model, not a curated record. Gene Ontology annotation, molecular function: protein binding.
AUGGGAAGAAAGGACAAGAAGAAGAAAGUCAGUGGUAGUGAGAAAACGCAAAAAAAAACGGAAAAGAAAUUGAACGCGAAAAUGAAAAAGGAACUCAACGCUAUUGGAGAGGAUGACAUAGAAAAAGUCGUGGCACAAAUCGAGAAGGAAGAAGCACGCAGGCAAAAAGUCGUGGAAGCCGUAGUUGCUCCACCUUCUCGUAGAGUAAACUUCACCCUUACACCACAUCCACUAAAAGACGAAUUGAUCAUGUUGGGUGGUGAAUUCCACGAUGGACAGAAGACAGUUGUGUACGGUGAUAUGUUCUUCUACAACAUCAACAAAAACGAGUGGACUGUUGUUAAAGCACCAGGUGCGCCUCCGCCUAGAUGUGGUCACCAGGCUGUUGCUACUCAGUCAAACAAAGGUGAACUUUGGAUUUUUGGGGGUGAAUUUUCCAGCCCUUCAGAGUCGCAGUUUUAUCAUUACAGAGAUCUCUGGGUGUUCCACAUUGGUGACAAAAAGUGGGAGAAAAUAACAGCCACUGGUGGACCUUCAGCAAGAAGUGGUCACAGAAUGAUUGCCAUUAAAAAAAAUCUUUAUGUUUUUGGAGGAUUCCACGACAAUCUGAGAGACUAUAAGUACCAUAAUGAUAUUUACUGUUUUGAAAUGGCAACAAGGACUUGGAGGAAACUUGAAACUUCUGGAAAUCCACCUGCACCCAGAUCAGGCUGCAUAGUUUUACCUACACCAGAUAACAAGAUACUUGUUUAUGGUGGCUACAGCAAAGAAAGAAUAAAAAAGGAUGUAGAUAAGGGACACGUUCACACUGAUAUGUUUUUGUUAAGUCCAGAGAAAAAUGAUCAGACGGGACUGAAAUGGAAAUGGACAAUUGUAAAACAAAGUGGAAUAACUGUGUCGCCAAGGUGCAGUGCAUCAGCAAUACUUGUCCAACCAGGCACAGCUUAUAUGUUUGGAGGAGUUUAUGACGAAGAAGAAAACGAAGAGGAACUCCAAGGAACUUUUUUCAACGAUCUUAUAGCUCUAAAUUUGAAUGAUCUCAAAUUACAAUGGCACACGGUAACAUUGAGCGGUAAAAAUAAUUCGACGACAAAAAGAAGACGACGGAAGGCAAAGGAUAACGAAAAUGAAGAAGAAAAUGAUGAAGAAAAGGAUGAAGAGGAGGAUGAAGAUAUGGCGGAAUCAGUCGAAGUUGUACCAAAAACUGUUAUAACAGACGAUGAUGGAAUAUUUACUGUAACCAUUGGUCCAGCACCAACAGCAAACAAAAUCGUUAACAAGGAUGGAACAACUGUAAAUAUAUUUAUGCCAUCACCAAGGAUUAAUCCUGGCUUGGCUGUAAAACACAAUAUACUGUAUUUGUAUGGAGGCAUGUACGAAGAAGGAGAUAAGCAAUAUACGUUGAGCGAUUUUUACAGCUUAGAUUGUAAGAAAUUAGAUGAAUGGGUGAAAAUAUUACAAGAUGAUCUAUCAACUCAAAUCUGGCUGGAAUCUAGUAGCUCCGAUUCAGAAUCCGAUGAUGAUGAUGAUGACGAUGAUGACGACGAUGAAGGUGGAGAUUCUGAUAAAAUGGAUGUAGAUGAUAAAUAAAUUUUUU